AUGAGGAGCUUCCUUCUGCUUACGCUGUUGGCCGCCGCUUCGGCGGUCAGGGCCAUCGUCCAGAGGACUGGAGCGAGUUUGUACCAUGAUGUUGACAGCACAUACAUGCCUAUGUUUACGGAGGAGCAAUUGAGAAACCCUAACAUUGCCCCUCUUGAUAUUGCUAGUGAGAAGCACUUGAACGAAUACGUGUCGAGGAAGUUUGAGUCCAAUUGUGGUCGUGUUAGCAGGAUUGUGCUCCACGCCCCUCUGGAUGGUCUUUUCAAGACUAUUUACUACGAUGCUGAACCCCUUAACACGCCACCUGCGUUCCUCAGUUACAAGGCUGUGGUUGACUACGUCGAUGGCGCCCCAACCUACAUUCGUCUUGAGGGUUUGGUCAGCCGUGGCGUGUACGGUGUCAGGUACUUCCUGAAGGGCGAUACCGCUUUCACCAUGGUUACUCGUCCUGAUUUCAUCAGGAGCAGGGUAUCCAACGGUACCGCUUACACGCUGGACCUUUACGCCGAUCUGGAUGACUUCGAGGAGCACAACAUGGUUCGUGCUAACGAGAACUCCCCUCAGAAAAUUGCCAUUUACUACCCGAAGUUCAACCACUACGUUGAGGAGGUUAUUGCUGGCACCAAGAAGCUGUGGGCCUACGACCCGCUGUCCGCUGAGGUGUGCUUGAAGAUUAUGACUUACACUUACGAAAACAAGAACUUCUGUGUCGUGCGUACUAUGGAUUGGAACGGUUUUAUUGAUGAGUACUUGUUCGUUGAGGGUGCGGGUGGUUACAGCCGUGUUUCUCACAACCUUAAGGAGAACUUUUUCAUUCACGGUGGUAGCGAGGCUGAGGGAACGCAGGAGCUCGACCCCAACCUCAUCACCAUGGUCCAGGUUGCGCCUCCCACUGAUGAGGAAUCUGACUUGUUCAACAGUGCCAAGUUCAUCAAGGCCAACGUGCGCGAGCCGCCGAAGCGCGACGAGCACUGGAGCUCUCACACCGCCUACAACGCUUCUGGCAAUGUUGAGACCUUCGGUGCUGCCCAUGAAGGCUACCUUAUCUACCGCAUUAACGACGGCCAGCGCGUGAUCUGGGACCGUCCCGGUAUGGGUAUUAAGCACUUCACGCACAUGGUCACCCUUGAGGGUGUUGAGUUGAUGCAGCUUACCGCCAUCGGCGAUGAAGGUGCCACUUACGAGUACUACAUGGAGAAGCGCAAGAACGGCUGGGCCCCGAUCACCAAGUCUCAGAUGAUGGAGCUCAUGAACCCGUCCCUUGUUACCAGCAUGUUCGGUGAGCAUGUUACGAUCGAGGCCAAGGACUACACUCCUGAGGAACUUGAGUACAUCAACAGGUGCACCACCGUCACCCUUGACCUCAAGGAGAUUGUGUACUACGCCUGGUACACUGACCGUGUCAAGAUUGGUAACCUUAUUACCAGGAAGGUGUUGACCGCUGUCGAUGGUUACGCGUUCAACCGUUUCGUGAACGGCGAUGAGGUUGUGUACAACCCCAAGGGCAAGUACUUGUCCACCAAGGUUAUCCACUACAAGGUUAAGGACAUGGACCUCUUCGGCUUCGACGCUAUUGACAAGAUGACCGGUAAGAGUGAGCCUCACUACUUCAUCAAGCGCAACCACUUGUGGUUGCCUGUUGACGAGCAGUCUUUCAACAAGACGUUCUUGGACAUGGUUGUCUUGACCUACUACAAGCAGGCCCAGGUUGCCGACGCUAUCAAGGAAGCUGAGGAAGCUGCCGCCAGGGUUGACAGGGAGAUUGAGGAGGGUGCUGCCAAGUUCAUCAAGGACAUCGAUGAGGCCGAAGCUUCCGGUACCAUUGGUAGUCUCAGUGACGGUGCUAAGCCCAGGCGCCCGAUUCCCAAGAUCACUCGUAAGCCCUACGACCCGUACGCCGACCCCGAUGAGUACAUGGACCUGCCCCUGCAGCAGGAGCUUGACACUCACUACGGUGGUCACAAGUUGGACCGUGCGGCUAACAAAGAGUUCCUGAAGAAGGUCAGGAAGCACAAGUUCAUCCGUCUCGAGCUCAAGGGUCGCGAGGAUGAUCGCUACAAGAUGCACGCCAUCAUGGGUCCGGACAAAACCUACAGGAUUGUCUACAACCCUGCUGAGGGCUACCUGUUCGAUGAAGUGUACGAGUCUGGCGUUCCGGUCUUCGCCACCCCCGGUUACAUUAUCACCGAGGCUACGAUUGACCAGUUGCCUGACGGCCAGCACUUCUUGCAGAUCAUUGCUUACGACAGCGAGGGUAACCACGUCAUGCUUUACUUCUACAAGACCAACAAGUACCACAACUUCAAGGAAAUCAGUCGUGCCACCUACACCACGCUGCGUUUCAGGAGCAUGGUUAAGACCCGUAUUGAUGUCAGCAAGAAGAACAGCCACCACAGGGGUGUGGUCAAGUUGGUCUCCAAGCACUACAAGAAGGUGUCUGCGUUCCUUCCCCGUUACAACUGCGUCAUCGACGAGGUUCGUCACAGGAAGUACAUCAUCUGGCGUUUCGAUGAGCUUAACCCCGAGGUCGUCACCCGUGUGGUUGUGUUCUCUCGUGACAACAUCCAGGGUGUCUUGCUGCAGUUGAUCGACGCCAGGGCGAACGAUGUCCAGAGGUUGUACUUGAACACCAACCCCAAGACCGAUGAGUACGCUCUGUUCAUGCACAAGGGUGAAAUGUUUGCUUUGUUCAAGGAGUACUUGAUGAGCAGGAAGACUGGUAUCGCGUGCUUCAGCAGCUACAGGCCCAACGACAUUGACUGGAGCAAGGAGAUCGUUGAGGGAAGCGAGAGCUACGAGAGGAUUAAGGCCGCCCUCACCCGCAGUGGCAGGAAGUGGGGUAAGGCACCUACCCUCUCCCCGCCUACUGAGGAUGUUGAGGAGGAAGAGCCCGAGGCCGAUGACGAGUUGUCCGGUGAGCCUGCCGAUGAGAAGGCUGAGAAGGUUGAGGAUGAUGACUCUGACUCUGACGACGAGGAGGAGGAGGAAGAGAAGAAGCCCGCGGACCCUGAUGAUGAAGAAGACCUCACUGAGGAGCAGAAGGCUGCUAAGGAAGCCGCGGCUGCUGAGGCAGCUAAGGCCGCCAAGUUGGCCGCCAUCCAGGCCAACUUGAACCGCAAGGCUGACAUCAAGGACAGCUCCUACUACGUCAGCAUUCCGUUCACCCUGCGCAAGGUCGUCCACAAGGAGGGCGUUGUGUGGGAUGCCGGAAACACUGGUUCUGUCUGCCUUGACGUCAGGAAGUACUCUAAGAGCCAGUACCGUCUCGUUGAGCUUGAAAUCUUGACUCCCGACGGACGUGUCGAGAUCAGGUACUUCAUGAACACCCACAACGGAAGGGGUCACUACCAGGAGGUUGAGCUGUGCAGGAUCGGUAUGGACAUUUGA
Babesia bigemina is the source of this 3387-nucleotide messenger RNA. Its product is annotated as spherical body protein 3, putative. Bases 1 to 3387 code for a protein of 1128 amino acids. The record is from RefSeq and is a predicted model, not a curated record. NCBI's taxonomy places the organism in Eukaryota, Apicomplexa, Aconoidasida, Piroplasmida, Babesiidae. The transcript has a single exon.